Cyprinodon tularosa is the source of this 901-nucleotide messenger RNA. RefSeq names its product claudin-19-like. Gene Ontology annotation, cellular component: bicellular tight junction; plasma membrane. The transcript is spliced from 6 exons. Lineage: Eukaryota; Metazoa; Chordata; Actinopteri; Cyprinodontiformes; Cyprinodontidae. Gene Ontology annotation, molecular function: structural molecule activity. The coding region runs from base 180 to 851 and encodes 223 amino acids. Gene Ontology annotation, biological process: cell adhesion; bicellular tight junction assembly. The record is from RefSeq and is a predicted model, not a curated record.
UCGAUACUGGUCUGUGUGUUCAGCCUUUCCCAGAGUUCAUUGACCUCGGACACCAGCAGACCUCAGAUCAGCUCAGAGGCGCUUCAUAUUCGCCCACAAACGCCUCAAAGAACCAAGACCAUCAACCGACUUUAGAGUCUGAGCAGAAGGUGUGUGUCUCUGUGUGGACGUCAGUCAGCAUGGCGGUGUGCCUCCAGGUUCUGGGUCUGUUCCUGGGUGUGGUGUCCUGGUGUCUGCAGUCCAGCUGUACGUCCUCUCAGACGUGGAAGGUGAGGAGUCAGGCGGAGACGGUCACCACCAGCUCCUGGCAGUUUGAGGGCUUAUGGAUGAGCUGUGCCGCCACGGCGAUGGGGUCCGUUCAGUGCAGCAGGUUCAAGACGGUGCUGGGCCUGCCAGGUCAUCUCCAGGCCUGCAGAGCUCUGAUGAUCAUGUCCUUGAUCAUCGGCCUGGCCUCCAUCAUCAUCUCUGUGCUCGGACUCAAGUGCACAAAGAUCGGCAGGACGUCUGAGAAGGUCAAGGAGCAGAUCGCCCUGAGUGGAGGCAUCCUGUUCAUCCUCUCUGGUGUCUUCACCCUGACUGCAGUCUCCUGGUAUGCUGCAAGAGUCAUCAACGACUUCCACGACCCGUUCCAUGGUGGCCUGAAGUUUGAGCUGGGAACUGGUCUAUACCUGGGCUGGACCUCCUCCAGCCUGGCCAUACUGGGGGGAUCUCUGCUCUGCUGCAGCUGUAGGAGGAGCUCCUCCACCCCCCCUGCAAGGCAGUUUUCCUACUACUCCAACACCAGCGGAGGUCAGAGCAUCUACAAAGCAGCUCCAGCCUCUGAAAGCAGCAGCUCCAAAGCUUAUGUCUGAUCCCGGCUGAUCCGACUGCAGAACCGAGAACCAUCUCCUUCAAAUCCAGA